Molecule: messenger RNA, 903 nt
Organism: Gossypium raimondii (Peruvian cotton)
Lineage: Eukaryota; Viridiplantae; Streptophyta; Magnoliopsida; Malvales; Malvaceae
Exons: 1
Coding region: 1-903 (300 amino acids)
Source: RefSeq, a predicted model, not a curated record
AUGGAGGGUGGGAAUCAUUGGAGCAUGGUAAAAUGCUCCGGGGGUGUAUACGAUAAGACGAUAAUCAAUCGGAUAAUGCUCAAAUUCAGGCCGAUUGCUCCAAAACCGGUGAACGGAGAUUCGGAUUCCAGUGAGUCUAUCCUUAAUAGCAAGAACUUGGAUGUUACUAGCAAGAGAAAGAAGAGAAAGUACGUUAGGGUUUGCGAGAAAAAUAAUACUAGGAAGAAACGAAUCUUGGAUAGAGCUAGAGAAGAUAACGAUGGAAACAAGGGUUUCGUUACUCUACAGUUGAUGCCGGAGAAAGCUGAUCUAAAUAAACCAAUCGUUGUUGAAAGAUCAUUGGAUGUUGUUGAUGAUGAUGAUCUGGACCGAGCUUUAGGUCGUGAUAAUUAUCGUUUUCAAGAUCCACCAUCGCUGUGCUUGAAGUUGAAAACAAUGGUCGCGUCAGAUCACAUGGCGGUGAUGGGGUUACACAACCCGGGGAGGAUGACGGUGGUGGAGUCGUGGGUGAUGGUGGAGAGCGUGACGGAAACUUGCAUUGAAGAGGAGGAGAUGGAGAAGUGUACGGACCAGGAGAAAAUGAAGAAUCUCGAGAAGGACACGUGUCCCGGGUUUGUAUCAGACGGGCUGAACCGGGUUUUCUGGGUGAACCAAGCGUAUAGAAAUAUGGUUGGCUUGGACCAGGACGGGGAGCAAGAACGGGCCGCAACCGCCGUGGGGUUGGUGUUGAAAGACGGGCUCACCUUUCCCUGCGGUGCAUUUUCGUGCCGCGUAUGGUUGCGUUACGUGGAUGGGAAGGGUAAGAAUUACUCGAAAACGGUUCCCUGCGACGUUUGGAAGCUGAGCUCCGGCGGACUUGCAUGGCGGCUGGACGUCAACGCUGCUCUCAGCUUGGGACUCUAG